UAUGUGGGUUGGGGGAGCAGGAGGAGUGUUCUGAAAAAAUACCGUUGUUGUUGUAACGUUGAAAGUAGGGGUUGAAAGUGGCGCUAUCUGGGUGGAGAGACGUCUGAUAUCCCAUUCAAUCCCAUUUAUUUGAAGAAGUUACUGGUUCUGUAACGCUGUGUUGCCCAUGACAACCUGCUGGCCAGCUGCUGCAGUGCAAAGAACGCCAGACAAAGAAGUGGAUGCUUUAGAAGGGAAGCCAGGUUCUCCUCCAGAUACGCACCAAGAAACUCUUGCUGCACUGCAAUGCAAACCCCUGACCCGGAAGGUGAAUAAACUCACUGACUGUGUUGGAACUAACGUGCACGCAGCACUUGGGCCCAACCCCUGACCCGGAAGGUGAAUAAACUCACUGACUGUGUUGGAACUAACGUGCACGCAGCACUUGGGCCCAACCCCUGACCCGGAAGGUGAAUAAACUCUCUGAUUGUGUUGGAACUAACGUGCACGCAGCACUUGGGCCAAACCCCUGACCCGGAAGGUUUGCUGGAAUGGGUAAUCUUCUAAAAGUCCUUACAAGGGAAAUAGAGAACUAUCCACAUUUUUUCCUGGACUUUGAAAACGCACAGCCUACAGACUGUGAGAGGGAGGUAUGGAACCAGGUGAACACUGUGCUCCAGGACUCCGAAAGCGUUCUCGCUGACCUACAGGCCUACAAAGGAGCAGGAAAGGAGAUACGGGAUGCCAUUCAGAAUCCCAGUGACAUGCAGUUACAGGAGCAAGCCUGGAACUCUGUGUGCCCCUUAGUUAUACGACUGAAGAAGUUCUACAACUUCUCCUUGAGACUAGAGAGGGCCCUUCAGAGCCUGCUGGAGUCCUUGACGUGUCCCCCCUACACCCCCACCCAGCACCUGGAGAAGGAGCAGGCCCUGGCCAAGCAGUUCGCUGAGAUCCUCCAUUUUACCCUGCGCUUCGACGAGCUCAAGAUGAGGAUUCCUGCCAUCCAGAAUGACUUUAGCUAUUACAGGAGGACGAUCAGUCGAAACAGAAUAAACAACCUGAAUUUGGAUAUAGAGAACGAGGUAAACAACGAGAUGGCCAAUCGAAUGUCCCUGUUCUACGCCGAGGCCACACCCAUGCUGAAAACCCUGAGUACGGCUACAACAAAUUUUGUAACCGAGAAUAAGACAUUACCUCUGGAGAACACCACUGACGUUCUGAGCACCAUGGCCAGCGUGUGUAAAGUCAUGUUGGAGACACCAGACUACACAAGCAGGUUCAACAGUGAGGACACGUUACUGUUCUGUAUGAGAGUGAUGGUCGGAGUCAUCAUCCUCUACGACCACGUCCAUCCAAACGGGGCCUUCAACAAGUCUUCCAAGAUCGAUAUGAAGGGUUGCAUAAAGGUUCUGAAAGAACAACCAGCAGAUAAUGUUGAAGGUCUCCUGAAUGCCCUCAAGUUCACUACGAAACACCUGAAUGACGAGUCCACUCCAAAGAACAUCCGAACGAUGCUUCAAUAAAGUUUUAAUAUAAAGAGGAUCCAUGUACUGACCUCAGAAAAAGAUGUAUAUGUUUACAUAAUUUAAAAAGGCUUGAUGUUAAUACUUGUGUAUUUACCUAGUCAUUCCCUCCAAGUUACUGAAUCGCAUAGAACAUGUACCUUUUAUUUCCAGAAAUGGCCUUUUCUGUUAUUUUGUUGAAAUGCAAAUUGUAGAUAUCCAUUUUGCCCUUACAAACUGACCUUUGCAAGCAGCUCUCAGUAAAUCAAGCCACUCUGUGAGCGUUGAAAGGAGCUUCAUUAAUGGUGCUUUCAACAUCAACGGAAGCUGAAUUCCAAAUAGGCCCCUUAACUGGUCGCUGAUCGGUUUGCACUGUUUCCCUGACGCCCAUGGUGGUUCAUUGUUGCCAAGAUGGUGCAGGCAGAUUUCAUCCAGGCUAAUCCCUAGCAAUACCUGCAGAUCUGAUUGGAUGGAUAAAACAUUCCACCUCACCUAUCAGAAGGCGUGUUCAAACUGUUGGGUUUCCCGAAGUGCCUAGGUGGAUCAAAACUAAAGGUUGGUUGGAAAAUUGGCAAAGCAUUAAGGGAAAAAGCGACAAUGGCUUUAUAUAGUGUUCUCAGUAAGUUGGUGGACAUUGUGCUUUGUUGGCAAGUAAAUGACAGAACAGGCAGUGUAAGCCAUUCAGAAAUAAACAAAUCAACCAAAUGUAUUUUUUUUUUACCUGGAUGGCAGGAAGGGCACCCAGAAUGUCGUUUGUUUUUGUUUGUGAUGAUUGAAGUGUAUAUCUCUUGUUCGUGUGUGUCUUUGUAUCUAAAAGAAAACCAUUGCUCUAAUGAGCAGCUUUAAAUAUAAAAUGAGGUUAUUUUUAAGUGUCACAGUGAAGAAACCCGUUAAUACCUCCACUGUUCUACAGGCAAUAGGAUGGCGGGGCUGAUGAGUGAUAAUUCAUACUGUCACACUCAUUCCCUCCCCCACUGCAUUGGUGUAAAUAUUUGGUCGACGACGGGACAUUUACCUCCCUGUCCGUUCUAUUAAGUGGUGUCAACAAGUGCACGCUUCUAGGUUUCCGUAUUGGAUUACAGUCACAGUCACUCUGGUGGGGUGUAAAAGAAAUCCCCCAAAAAGUGCACAAUUCGAUUGAAGUAAACACAAAGUUCCGUCUUGUAGAAUAAAGCAUUGUCACACAUUUGUCCGUGACUACCAAAUGUGCAAGGAUGUUAGUGAUAUUGUUGGGAGAGACUCAUUACAUUUGGAGUCCGUACCCCAGCGGUAAGCCGGGCCGUCCUUGUUUGGUUUAUGAUUAAAUACAUCCAUUUCUGACUGAUAUCGAAACAGUGUAACUUCUGUUGCAUUUUGAACUGUUUGAUCUUCUGUGUGCACAAUUGCUUCAUUCUGGUGCAGAUUGACCAAAGGGGCAUUAUGGGUUCUCAAAGCUCAUUCAACUUGAAUGCAAUGGUGUAGUUCUUUGACUUGGUUCAGUGGUAAAUCCAAUGAAUAUAAUUAACAGGAGAACAAUAUUGGCAAGUCAGCUACAACACAGCAUUGUGAGUGGCUUUCUGAUAUAAGAAUGUGGUUCUAUGAAGUGGAGGAAGAUCUGUUUGGUGUAUGUCAGACAAUCACUUGUUAUUGAUUGACUGCAUUAACGUUGUGUGCUGUUUUUUUUAAUCCGAUUUCUGAAGACUCACAUGGAAUCUAAGCAAAGUUAGGUCUCCUGUGUAACAGUGUUAUUUUGACCAUCAACCGAGCUAUUAACCUGGUCCCAGAUCCGUUUUUGCUCCUCGCUGUCAUUGACGAGUCAAUCAUUUGUCAUGGCAAUAAGUGACUUGAAGUUGGUAUGAUAACUUAACAGACUGGUAUUCAGUCUACCAGGAAAUAGCUAAACCAUUUUCAAAUACCCUGUUAACUGUCCUCACAUUUCCCUCAUCAGAGAACAACCAUUAGAAUGGGCUUUUUCAUUACACCACUUUGCAGCUUGUCACUUGUCACAAAAUUUGUAAUAUAGACACCAACUUCAGAGAAUUAGUAAUUACAUUAAAUUAUUCAGUAAAUUAUUGAUCUACUGUGCUGAUGUGAAAUGAGACAAAGGGCUAAGAAGUUUCAAAUUCACACAAAGUUCAAAAAUCUAGUAUGAAUUUCAUCAAAGCUUCAAUAACAUCCCUAUGACUUUAAUGUAUGUGUACUCAUCAUUGUAACCUAUGAUACUACUAACAGACGUUUAAGGAAAAAAGUCAAAUAUCCACCAUGGAUAAAAAAAAAAGAAAUGUUCUAUCUUUACUGUUUCUUUCACAAUACAAUGUGACAAGUGUGAGCCAUAGUUUUCGUUUGUGUUGGAUGCAAUGUGUAUAUGCAAUGAAUGAAUACUGUACAUGGAUGAAACUCAAAUGUCAAGCUAGAAAUGUAUGCAGUAUGAUAUUGAGACUAUACUGGGUUUAAUUCUCAAAAAAUAUUUCAAACUUCUGUCAGUAUUGAACUACACAAUGCCUUCUGCCCAUGAUAUGCUUGGAUGCCAGCUAUGUUGGAUAUUAUUGAGAUAUUUGAAUAUAUAUUGGGUUUGUUUUAACUGACAACACUGUUGUUUAAUGGCUUGGACCUUUGGUUCAGUGUUUAAAAUGGCUUUUGCUUUAUAUAGCAUAUUGAAUGGACGUGUGAACUGAAAAUAAAAACGGGUACAUUUCCUG
Molecule: messenger RNA, 4159 nt
Organism: Esox lucius (northern pike)
Lineage: Eukaryota; Metazoa; Chordata; Actinopteri; Esociformes; Esocidae
Gene: cyria
Product: family with sequence similarity 49 member A
Exons: 14
Coding region: 531-1502 (323 amino acids)
Biological process (GO): regulation of actin filament polymerization
Molecular function (GO): small GTPase binding
Source: RefSeq, a predicted model, not a curated record